AUGGAAGGUUCUAAAAGGGAUAUUAUUGAAAAUAGUAAUAAUGGCAAUAAUAAAGGUGUCGUAAUUGAAGAAUUGGGUGAAACGUACUACACAAAUUCAAAACCAAGCACUAGUGCAGAUUGUAAAUAUUUUAGGGAUUCUUUUGAAUUUGGUAGUAAUAAUAAUAAUAAUAAUAAUAAUAAUAAUAAUAAUAAUAAUAAUAAUAAUAAUAAUAAUAAUAAUAAUAAUAAUAAUAAUAAUAAUAAUAAUAAUAAUAAUAAUAAUGAAGAAAAGUCAAAUAACGAGACUGAAAAGACUUUAGAAAGUAAUGGAGAUACUACUACUACUACUACUACUAAUAAUAAUAAUAAUAAUAAUAAUAAUAAUAAUAAUAAUAAUAAUAAUAAUAAUAAUAAUAAUAAUAAUAAUAAUAAUAAUAAUAAUAAUAAUAAUAAUAAUACCAAUAGUAGUAAUGAUAUAUAUAUGAAUUCACCAUCAUCAACAUUAUCAUCACCAGGUAAUGCAGGCAAUAAUUUACCAAUUGGAUGCACCAAACCAAAUGUACCAAAAUCACCAUAUAGUCCAUCACCACCACAUCUAUAUAAAUCAAAUUCAACCUCUUAUUUAAAAUCUUCUUUUUUUAGUGGAAAUGGUAGUAGUAGUAGUAGUAGUAGUACUACCACCACCAAUAUUAAUAGUAAUAAUUCAAAUACAAAUACUUAUAGUACAAGUACAAAUGUAAAGAAAAAUAAUAGCAAUACAAAUAGUAAUACAAAUAACAAUACAAAUGGCAAUACAAAUACUAAUAGUAAUAGUAAUAAAAAAAAUAUAAAUUCAAAUAGUUCAGAUAAUAUAAUAAUUAAUGAUACAGCAGAUAUAAUGAAUAGAAGAAGGGAUAGAUUUAAAUCAUUUUCAUGGACAAUUGGAGAAUCUAAUUCAAAUAGUAAAUUUAGUGAACUAUCAAUGAUAUCAUCAAAAUGUAAAAGUAUAAAGAGUGAAUUUACACCAUUGUUUGAAACGUUGACAGUUUUUGAUGAAUCUGAUAAAAUCAGGCAUAGUCUCAUACAGAAUCAUUAUAAGACAUUAUUGAUUCAAAAUCCAGCAUCACCAAAUCGUACAUUAUUAACAAACUUACUCCAAAGAAGAGGUCAUAAUUUAACAACUUGUCCAAUAGAUAUUAAUCAUGUAUUACAAUUAUUACAAAAAGAAUCUUUCUCUUUAUUCAUUUUUGAUCCAAAUGAAUCAAUUAUUAAUAAUACUUCAAAUAGUAUAAGUAGUAAUGAACCAAUAUCAUUAUCUUCAUCUUCAUCUUAUUAUAAUAAUAAUAAUAGCAAUAACAAUUCUGUAAAUAAUAAUAAUAAUAAUAAUAGUGGUAAUUCAACAAAUAAUAAUAGUCCAUCAAGUCAUACACCAAAUUCACCAAUGAUAUUCCAACCAAUUGUUUCAAAUAUUUGUAGUAAUAGUGGUGGUAGUGGUAAUAAUAGUCCUCAUCAUAUUGAUAAUAAUAAUAAUAGUAAUCAGCAACAACAACAACAACAACAACAACAACAACAACAACAACAACACCAACACCAACAACAACAACAACAAUCAUCAUCAACAACAGCAACAACCAACAAUUCUUGUACAUUAAAUCAACAACAACAACAACAACAACAACAACAACAACAACAACAACAACAACAACAACAACAACAACAAUCACAACCAACAACACCAACACAAUCAACACAAUCACCAACAACAUCAAUUAGUUUUAGUAAAAAAAAGAAUUUAACGAUAAAUACAAGUUUUAAAACAUCACCAAUGUCAUCACCAAAAUCAUUUAAUAAACCAUCACAAUCACCACAAAAUAUAUUUAAUAAUUUCUCAAAUACAUAUAAUCCAAACAAUAUUGAAUUUUGUAAAAUAUUGAAAUCAAAGUUAACAGAAUUUGAAACUGUGAUAGUAUUGACCGAGAGUACUGAUCCAUCUGAAUUUUGUCAAUAUAUUGAUGCGGGUGCAACUGAUUAUAUACCUCAACCAAUCUCACCAAUACUUUUAGAUCUUCGUUUAACCACUUGUCAAAAGUUGGUUAAUAAUAAUCUACAUUUAAAGAAGGCUGAAUCAUUAAAGGAUGCAACUCGUAAGAUGGUAACUUGUAUUGAAAAUUCACCAGACUGUGUCGAAAUUUGGGAUCCAAGUGGACAUAUUCAAUAUUUGAAUCUAGCUUUCUCUGAGAUGACUGGUUUUGCUCGUUGGGAAUUAUUAGGUAAAGAAUUUUCAAAUCUAAUAGAUAAUACUGAAAUCAUUCCAAAUAUGUGGGCAACACUAACCGAUAAGAAAACUUGGAAUGGUUUCAUUAGAACUCGUCAUAAUAAUAAUACUUUAAUCUAUUUCGAGGCUUCAAUCUCACCGGUAUUAGAUCAAUUUCAACAAAUUCUCUAUUAUAAUUGUACAAAAAGAGAUGUAACUCAAAAAAGAAUAGAUGAAGAAUCAAAAACUUUAGAACAAAAUAAAAUCAUUGAAAAGUCACGUUUACGUCUAUCAAUGAUGAGUCAUGAUAUUAGAACUCCAAUGUCAAAUAUCAUUGGUAUGGCUGAUCUAUUAUUAGAUACUUCUCUAUCUCAACAUCAACAUCAUUAUCUUGAAAUUAUUAAAAAUUCUUCAAAUACUUUAUUAACAAUAAUUAAUGAUAUUUUAGAUAUUUCAAAGAUUGAAGCAGGUAAAUUAGAUAUUGAUUAUGAAAGUUUUGAUUUUAAUGCAACAGUAUCACAAGUUGUAGAAUCAAUGGCACAAAGAGUACAAUCUAAAGGAUUAGAAUUAUUAAGUUAUGUUGAUCCAAAGAUACCAAAUAUAUUGAUUGGACCAAGUAGUAGAUUGAAUCAAAUUUUAACUAAUCUUUUGGGAAAUUCUUUGAAAUUCACUGAUAAAGGUGAGAUUUCAAUUUGUUGUCUAUUGAAUGAUGAAACUGAUAGUGAAUAUGAAAUAAAGGUUGAUGUAAGGGAUACUGGUAUUGGUAUAAAGAAAGAAGCUUUACCAUUACUCUUUAAAGCUUUCACUCAAGCUGAAGGUACAAUCACUAGACAAUAUGGUGGUUCAGGUUUAGGUUUAGCAAUUUGUAAAGAGUUGGUUCAUUUGGCUUUCAAUGGUGAAAUCUCUGUUGAAAGUCAGUAUGGUCAUGGUAGUACUUUUACUUGUAUUUUAAAGUUUAAAAAGUUUUUACCAUCUGAUUCUCAAAAUUUAUUACCUGCAAGUUCACCAUUACAACAACAACAGCAACAGCAACAACAUCAACAACAAACACAAUUUCAUCAACAUCAACAACAAACACAAUUUCAUCAACAUCAACAACAACAAUUACAACAUCAACAACAUCAACAACAUCAACAAUUACAACAACAACAGCAACAACAACAACAAUUACAACAACAAUUACAACAACAUCAACAACACCAAUUACAACAACGUCAACACCAUCAACAACAAUUACAACAACAACAACAUCAUCAUCAUCAACAAGUUCAUUUACAACAGCAACAACAACACGAACAUGACGCUCAACAUAAUCAACAUAUACAACAACAACAACAGCAGCAGCAACAACAACAACAACAACAGCAGCAACAUGAACAUAAUAAUAAUGGCCACCAUAAUAGCCAUGGCCAUAAUCAUCAUGGUAGUCAUCAUAAUCAUAAUCAUCAACAUAAUAAUAAUAAUAAUAAUAUUACAAUUAAUAAAUUACAACAUCAAGAAAAGAAACAAAAAUCAAAUGAACAACAAUUAGAAUCAAUAACUGAAAAUAGUUUUUCACCAAUAGUUGAACCAAUGGUUAUUAGUGAUCCUGAUACACCUGAGGCAUUAAAUAUAUCACAAUCACCAUCACCACAAUCGAUUCAUAAUGGUACUACAAUCAAUCAACAACCAACAUCACCAUUGAAUACACUCGGUUCGAAAUUUGAUUUCUCUGGUGCAAAAAUGUUAUUCAUUGAAAGAAAUGAUACAAGUAGAGGUAAUUUAUUUAAACAAUUAUUGGCUUGGAAUAUUCAAUUAGAAUUGGUUGAAGAUGGUGAAAGUGGUUUUCGAAAAUGGAAACAAUCUAUUGAAUCAAAUUCACCUUAUUCUAUAAUUAUUAUGGAUUUAAAUACUCCUGGUGUUGAUGGUGCUUCAUUACCAAUGAGAAUAAAAAAAGAAUUAGAAUUAAUGCAACAACAUCUACAACAACAACAAGAACAAGAACAACAACAGCAACAAGAACAACAACAAUCCGAGUUACAAAAACAACCAGAUGUUGAAAAUAAAAAUUCAUCUCAAAAUAAUGACAAUAAUAAUAAUAAUAAUAAAUCAAAUAGUAGUGGUGGUAAUCAAUGUAUAUAUCGUUCACCAAUUAUUAUGUUAAUGCCAAUUCAAUUUUUAAAUUCACAAUUAGAAGAUAAUUUAAAAGAUGCUGGUGUUUGUGCUAUACUUUCAAAACCAAUUAGAAUGAGCCAAUUGGCUGAUGUUUUCAUGAUGUAUUUAGGUCCAAAUAGUGAACACAAUAAUAAUAAUAAUUAUAAUAACAAUAAUGGUAAUGGCUAUUUGAAUGGUGGAGGCGGUGGUGGUGGUAGUGUUAAUGGAACUGGAAAUGGAACAUUACAAGUUGGAAUGAGUAAUGAUGGUGGUAAUGGAUGUGGUGUAGUCUCUUUUUGGAAUAAACAGAGAAGAGCAUCCGCUGAAGAACAAGAACAAGAUCCAUCGAAAUUAUUGGGUAAAGUUUUAGUUGUAGAUGAUAAUCAUAUCAAUAUUCAAAUCCUUUCUAAAAUGCUUCAAACUGUUGGUUGUGAAGUUGAUUCAGUGCUAAGUGGUGCCGAUGCUUUGGCAAAAAUUAAUCAAUCAUCUGGUGACUCUUAUGAUGCAAUAUUCCUUGAUAUUCAAAUGCCCGACAUGGAUGGAUUCCAAGUAUCUAGAAAAAUUAGAGAAAGAGAGAAAAAAUUCUCAUUACCAAGAGUAGCCAUCAUUGCAACAACAGCAAACGUUUUCAAAGAAGAUCAAUUAAAAUGUUUUGAUGCUGGUAUGGAUGAUUUCAUUUCAAAACCAAUUAAAAGAGCUGAAAUUAAAGAAAUCAUUAAAAAAUAUGGUAAAAAUGGUAAUCAUCAAAGUGGUAGUGCUUAUAGUCUUUAUAAAUUAAGUUAA
Dictyostelium discoideum AX4 is the source of this 5130-nucleotide messenger RNA. It is a transcript of the gene dhkL, whose product is annotated as histidine kinase. The record is from RefSeq and is a predicted model, not a curated record. Gene Ontology annotation, molecular function: transferase activity, transferring phosphorus-containing groups; protein histidine kinase activity; phosphorelay sensor kinase activity. The transcript has 2 exons. Bases 1 to 5130 code for a protein of 1709 amino acids. NCBI's taxonomy places the organism in Eukaryota, Evosea, Eumycetozoa, Dictyosteliales, Dictyosteliaceae. Gene Ontology annotation, biological process: signal transduction; phosphorelay signal transduction system.